CAUCUCCCAUCUUCCUUAAUUAAACCAGACAAAUAGCGUCAGGCUGAGUCUUGUCGCAAGGAGAACGAGUCUUAAUUGUUUGUUCCUUUAAAAAAUCGCAGCAAUGUCUGAGGAUCGCUCUGAAAGAACCGAUGGAAAAAUUGUAAAAAUGGAGGUUGACUACAGUUCCACUGUAGAUCAGCGGCUUCCGGAGUGCGAAAAAAUGGCUAAAGAAGGGAAGUUACAAGAAGCUGUCGAGAGCUUGUUGUCGCUGGAGAAACAGACCAGAACAGCGUCAGAUAUGGUGUCCACAUCCAGAAUCCUGGUGGCCGUGGUGCAGAUGUGCUAUGAGGCGAAGGACUGGGACGCUCUGAAUGAAAACAUCAUGUUACUGACUAAAAGGAGGAGUCAGCUCAAACAGGCUGUGGCCAAAAUGGUGCAAGAAUGCUACAAGUACGUGGAUGCAGUGACUGACCUGAGCAUCAAGCUGAGGCUUAUUGACACUCUUCGCACUGUGACUGCUGGCAAGAUCUACGUAGAGAUCGAGCGUGCCAGGCUAACAAAGACGCUGGCGAACAUCAAAGAGCAGAGUGGGGACGUCAAAGAGGCUGCUGCCAUUCUGCAGGAGCUGCAGGUGGAGACGUAUGGCUCGAUGGAGAAGAAGGAAAAGGUGGAGUUUAUCCUGGAACAGAUGAGGCUCUGCAUCGCUGUCAAAGAUUACAUCCGCACCCAGAUCAUCAGCAAGAAGAUAAACACCAAGUUCUUUCAGGAGGAAGGGAGUGAGGAGCUGAAGUUGAAGUAUUAUGACCUGAUGAUUCAGGUGGACCAGCACGAGGGGUCCUACCUGUCGAUUUGUAAGCACUACAAGGCCAUUUAUGACACCCCCUGCAUCCUGGAGGAUAGCAGCAAGUGGCAGCAGGCCCUGAAGAGCGUGGUGCUGUACGUCAUCCUGUCCCCUUAUGACAACGAACAGUCAGACCUUGUCCACAGAAUCAGCGCUGACAAGAAACUGGAAGAAAUCCCUAAAUACAAGGACCUUCUGAAGCAGUUUACCACUAUGGAGCUUAUGCGCUGGGCCGCCUUGGUGGAGGAUUAUGGGAAGGAGCUGAGGGAAGGCUCGACUGACAGCCCGGCAACAGACGUCUUCUCAUAUUCAGAGGAUGGAGAAAAAAGGUGGAAGGACCUUAAGAACAGAGUGGUGGAACAUAACAUUAGAAUAAUGGCCAAAUAUUACACCAGAAUCACAAUGAAAAGGAUGGCUGGACUGCUUGACCUCUCUGUGGAUGAAUCAGAGGAGUUUCUAUCCAGCCUAGUUGUAAACAAGACCAUCUACGCCAAGGUGGACCGGCUCGCUGGCAUCAUCAACUUUCAGAGGCCCAAAGAUCCCAACGACCUGCUGAACGACUGGUCGCAGAAGCUCAACUCCCUCAUGUCCCUGGUUAACAAGACCACGCAUCUCAUCGCUAAGGAGGAGAUGAUCCACAACUUGCAGUGACACAAGAACAGUUUAUUUUAUUUUUUGGUUUCAUAUUUACUUUUGUUUAUGUGCAAGAGGUUGUUUGUUUAAAAAAAAAAAAAACACUGUGGCCUAAUUGCAGGAUCAUAUGUUUGGAAAACAUCUUCUAAACACACAUGCCUCUUUUCUUUUUUUAUUGUCUCAUAGAACAUGACAUGACAAUAAAGAUACAACUAAAAUUA
Molecule: messenger RNA, 1677 nt
Organism: Cyprinodon variegatus (sheepshead minnow)
Lineage: Eukaryota; Metazoa; Chordata; Actinopteri; Cyprinodontiformes; Cyprinodontidae
Gene: psmd12
Product: proteasome 26S subunit, non-ATPase 12
Exons: 11
Coding region: 104-1474 (456 amino acids)
Cellular component (GO): cytoplasm; nuclear proteasome complex; proteasome regulatory particle, lid subcomplex
Source: RefSeq, a predicted model, not a curated record